AUGACAGGGGAACCAGAAAGAAAACUGUGAGCUGUUUCUCACUCCUAUAACCUUGGUGCCUGUUUGCACUAGCCACAGCGGGGCACUGACCCUUGCUGUGACCACGUCCCAAACACAGACACUAUCUAUAAGCUCUGCAGCCUGCUAUUCAGCCCCAGACUGGAGGAUGGAUAUCCUGGAGACUUCCAAGCUGCUGGAUGAGGAACUAUAUUCAAGACAGCUGUAUGUGUUGGGCUUACCUGCCAUGCAGAGAAUUCAGGAAGCCAAGGUCUUGCUGUCAGGCCUACAGGGUUUGGGGGCUGAGGUAGCCAAGAACUUGGUCCUGAUGGGCGUGGGCAGCCUCACUCUGCAUGAUCCCAACCCCACCUGCUGGUCUGACCUGGCUGCACAGUUUUUCCUCUCAGAGCAGGAUUUGGGAAGAAGUAGGGCUGAAGCUUCUCAAGAGCGCUUGGCUCAGCUCAACAGAGCUGUCCAGGUCUUUGUGCACACAGGUGACAUCACUGAGGACUUGCUGUUGGACUUCCAGGUGGUAGUGCUGACUGCCUCAAAGCUGGAGGAACAGCUAAGGGUGGGCACCUUUUGCCAUAAGCAUGGAGUCUACUUUUUGGUGACUAAUACCUGGGGCCUUGUGGGGCAGUUGUUCUGUGACUUUGGUGAGGACUUCACUGUGCAGGACCCCACAGAGGCAGAACCUUUGACAGCUGCCAUCCAGCACAUAUCCCAGGGCUCUCCUGGCAUUCUCACAUUGAGGAGAGAGACCAAUACCCACAAAUUCCAUGAUGAGGACUGGGUGACUUUCUCAGGCAUCGAGGGCAUGAUUGAACUCAAUGGCUGUGCCCCCCGGUCCAUCCAUGUACGGAAGGAUGGGUCCCUGGAGAUUGGGGACACAACAACUUUCUCUUGUUACUUGCGUGGUGGGACUGUCACUGAAGUCAAGAGACCCAAGACUGUGAGACAUGAGCCCCUGGACACCGCCCUGCUGCAGCCCCGUGUGGUGGCCCAGGGUGCCCAGGUAGUCCACCGUGCCCACUGCCUGCAUCAGGCCUUCCGUGCACUGCAUAUGUUUCAGCACCUCAAUGGCCGACCACCCAAGCCCUGGGAUUCUGUUGAUGCAGAGAUAGUGGUACGCCUGGCCCAGGACCUGGAACCAAUAAAGGGGACAGAGGAACAGCCACUGGAUGAAGUCUUGGUGCGGACGUUUGCCCUGACUAGUUCUGGUGUCUUGAGUCCCAUGGCAGCCAUGAUGGGUGCAGUGGCUGCCCAGGAAGUGCUGAAGGUUGAGAACUGCUGCCCUAGAGGCUUCACCAAUGCAAUCUCCAGGAAGUUCAUGCCUUUGGACCAGUGGCUGUACUUUGAUGCCCUCGACUGUCUUCCAGAAGAUGGGGAGCUCCUUCAGAAUCCUGAGGACUAUACUCCGAGAGACUGCCGCUAUGAUGGGCAAAUUGCAGUGUUUGGGGCUGGUUUUCAGGAGAAACUGAGCUGUCAGCACUACCUGCUGGUGGGUGCUGGUGCCAUUGGCUGUGAACUGCUCAAAGCUUUUGCCCUAAUGGGCCUUGGGGCUGGAGGCAGUGGAGCGUUAACUGUUGCUGACAUGGACCAUGUAGAGCACUCCAACCUCAGCCGACAGUUCCUCUUCAGGACCCAGGAUAUUGGUAGGCCCAAGGCAGAGGUGGCUGCAGCAGCUGCUCAGGUUCUGAACCCAGACUUAAAGGUAACCGCACUUACCCACCCACUGAAUCCCACUACAGAGCACAUCUAUGGGGACAACUUCUUCUACCAGGUGGAUGGCGUGGCUGCUGCCCUGGAUAGUUUCCAGGCCCGUGAGUGCUCAAUUUUGCAGCUCAGCCCCUUACCUAAGACUGUGCCAGCUCCAUUUCUGACCCUCUGCCCCCUUCUAGGGCACUAUGUAGCUGCUCGCUGUACCCACUAUCUGAAGCCACUGCUGGAGGCAGGCACACAGGGUACCUGGGGCAGUGCUUCAGUGUUCGUGCCACAUGUGACUGAGGGCUACAGUGCCCCUGCUUCAGCUGUAGCUUCUGAGGAUGCCUCCCACCCUCUCUGUACUGUGCGGCACUUCCCCACCACAGUCGAGCAUACUCUAAAGUGGGCUCGGGAUGAGUUUGAGGGACUCUUCCGACUGUCUGCAGAGACCAUCAAUCGCUACCAACAGGGAUUCACUUCCCUGGCAGAUAUGAAUGGGCCACAGACAUUGACCUUACUGCAGCCAGUGCUGGGAGUCCUGAGAGCACGUCCACAGAGCUGGCAAGACUGUGUAGUGUGGGCUUUUGGCCACUGGCAACUACGAUUCCAUUAUGGCAUCAAACAGCUCCUGAGGCACUUUCCACCCGAUAAAGUGCUUGAGGAUGGAACUCCCUUCUGGUUUGGUCUCAAACAGUGUCCCCACCCCCUGGAGUUUGACAUCAGCCAAGACACACACCUCCUCUAUGUGCUGGCGGCUGCCAACCUAUAUGCCCAGAUGCAUGGGCUGCCUGGCUCACAAGACCAGACUACACUCAGGGAGAUGCUGAAGCUGCUGCCACAGCCUGACUCUCAGCACCUGGCCUCCAUCUUCACCAGUAACCUAGAGCUGGCUUUGGCUUCUGCAGAGUCUGGCCCUGAGCAGAUGAAGGAACUACAUAAUGUCCUGGAAGUUUGGAGCAUAGGCUCUCUCCUGAAGCCUCUGAUAUUUGAAAAGGAUAAUGACAGCAAUUUCCAUGUGGACUUUGUGACAGCAGCAGCCAGCCUACGAUCUCAGAACUAUGGAAUCUCAUCAGUCAGCCGUGCCCAGUGCAAGCGAAUUGUGGGCCAGAUUAUUCCAGCCAUUGUCACCACUACAACAGCUGUGGCAGGCCUGGUGGGCCUGGAACUGUAUAAGGUGGUGGAUAAGCCACGGCCUCUUGGUGCCUUUCGCCACAGCUACCUGCACCUGGCUGAAAACAAAUUCAGCCGCUGGGUGCCUUUAGCCCCAGCCACCCACACGUUCCAUCACUUGAAGUGGACCUGUUGGGACCGCCUGAAGGUUUCUGCUGGGCAGCCUGAAAGGACCCUGGAGUCACUGUUGGGCCAUCUCCAGGAGGAACAUGGGCUGAGGGUGAGGAUGCUGUUGCAUGGCCCUGCCCUGCUCUAUUCAACAGGAUGGUUGCCUGAAAGGCAGGCUCAGCAUCUGCCCCUCAGGAUAACAGAAUUGGUUCAGCGGGUGACAGGCUGGGUGCCUGAGCCUGGGCUGCGGGUGCUGGUCCUGGAGCUGAGCUGUGAGGGUGAAAAGGAGGAUACUGCCUUCCCACCUCUGCACUAUGAGCUGUGACAAGGCAGCCACCUCUAUCAACUGGCUCAAGGAACUGAGCCCUGCAUCCCAAGCCCUGAAUCUUGAGCCCACAGUAGGCAUUCAAUAAAUGCUUGUUGAA
Molecule: messenger RNA, 3404 nt
Organism: Nycticebus coucang (slow loris)
Lineage: Eukaryota; Metazoa; Chordata; Mammalia; Primates; Lorisidae
Gene: UBA7
Product: ubiquitin like modifier activating enzyme 7
Exons: 24
Coding region: 167-3304 (1045 amino acids)
Biological process (GO): DNA damage response; ISG15-protein conjugation
Cellular component (GO): cytoplasm; nucleus
Molecular function (GO): ISG15 activating enzyme activity
Source: RefSeq, a predicted model, not a curated record